Messenger RNA from Anopheles funestus (African malaria mosquito), 6628 nucleotides. RefSeq names its product PDZ domain-containing protein 8 (gene Pdzd8). Bases 852 to 3968 code for a protein of 1038 amino acids. NCBI's taxonomy places the organism in Eukaryota, Metazoa, Arthropoda, Insecta, Diptera, Culicidae. Gene Ontology annotation, biological process: mitochondrial calcium ion homeostasis. The transcript is spliced from 7 exons. Gene Ontology annotation, cellular component: mitochondria-associated endoplasmic reticulum membrane contact site. The record is from RefSeq and is a predicted model, not a curated record. Gene Ontology annotation, molecular function: lipid binding; protein binding.
CAACGAAUAUCAUUAUAAAAUACAGAUUCCGACAAAUCGGUUUUAGGUCAUGUAAUAAUUAUGUGUUGCACUUGUUUUGUAUUGCAACAGAAUUGAUAUUAGGUUUCUGUCCCAGCUUCUCUCUGUAUCACUGUAAGCUGUCAAAACGGUAGGGCACAACAACAACAAUGGUGCAAGCAAUUUCUGCUGCCCGUAAACCUGAAAUUAAUUUCAUUCGCGGAUGUUGAGGCAACAACAUUAAACAAGUGCGCGAUAACAGUUUUUCUUUCGGUAAUUGAAGCGGUUGCGGGUCGGCUAGAAUUCAGGCACAAGUGACAAGUGUUUAAGGGCGAAAAUGCGUACAGCUCACAAUGGUUUUAUGGUCGGUGCGGUGCACUAGCCUGUGCUGCAGUGUGUCGGUGAAUCGCGACAGGUGCCAGCGUAAAUUAGUGCUAAAUUAAUAAUGUUUGCAGCCAGUAGGGUAACGCGCGUAUUUGCAUCCAUCAAGGCCAGGGUGCAUCGUACCGGUGGCAUUAGCUAUGUAGUGAGCUUUGGUUCUUUUUCCUGAAACGUAGCAGUAUACAUGUGUGACGAAAUCGGUCCGAGUUUGGUGUGGCUUUCUCCGCUUACUAGUGCGACGGAACGGAAGUGAUUAAAAGUUAGUCAUACCACCCCGGCCGAACGAACCGCCUGCCAACGGGAUUGCAUGUGUAAUUGAAAAGAAAAGUGAUUUUUUGUAGCUCGCAGUACUGAAACAACUGACGGACAGGAAUUGUUCUGCAACAGCACCACCGGACCGUUUAAACAAAGGUCAAGGCAAACGUUUUGUCAGCAUAAUCAACGGUCCUGCAACAGGAGAAACGAGCCUAGCGAUGGAUUUCGUCAAUCUGCUUCUGUUCUGCCUAAUGUCGUGCGUGAUAGGAGCGGUGGUGAUGUUGCUAAUCCAGUACUAUGCCUUCGUACGAUACUUCCGCCUACCGGAACUGGACCUAGAGCAGGAGAACCAAAGGAAAUCGGCCUUCAGCGAACGAUACGUCCUGCCCGAUACGCUGCUGGAAAACAUAAAGGCACCGGAUCAGGAAAGCAAAUCUACAAUAAUGGCCAUCAAUCUGAUACUGCAGUUUCUUUACUUCGAGCUCCGGCAGUCUAAUCGCGUGCGAAAGUGGUUUCAUCGGAAGUUAUCGCUCGAGCUGGAUGAGCUGAUAAGCAAAACGACAACGGGUAAACUGUUCGACAAGCUGACGAUCCGGGAUCUCGAUUUGGGCAGUCAGUUUCCGGAGAUAAAAAACUUUCGUCUGCAUGCCGUCGAUCUGCAUCCGGACGAGGGUCACAUCGAAAGCCUGGAUGUGCUGUUGGAUCUGCACUACGAGGGUAACUUUCGGCUAACGAUCGACGCGGAUAUGGUGCUAGGGAAGAAGGGUUCGUUGGCGCUACGUGUGAAACAAGUGUCCGGAUUGGCACGGUUGCAAUUCACGCGCAAACCGUACACGCACUGGUCGCUUAGCUUCAUCAACGAUCCGAAGGUGGAGCUGGACGUGCAGUCCCAUUUCCAGGGUCGCCAGAUGCAGUCCAACAUUACCAGUCUGAUCUCGAACCAGAUAAGGAAAGCGAUCCGCCGGAAGCAUACACUUCCCAACUAUAAGCUAAGAUAUAAACCAUUUUUCCACCGUGUGGAAGAGGAUUACGAACUCAACGAAAUUGUACCGAACGGUACGCUGGAGGUGACGAUCGCUGAAAUAUCUCGCCUGAACGCUCCCAUCCGCACGCUCUCGCACGUGUACUGUACGCUAACGUUGGCGCACAUGCCCUGGGUUGUGGCACGGCAGCAGGAGGACCAAAGUGUGAUGAUCGUGUCGCUCGAUAUCGAAAUUCAUAAAGCUAAAAACCAACAAAUCGGUAUCGUAUUCAAGCAAACCGAACAGACGGUGUUGAUUGAUGCGGUCAUACCGAACACACCGGCUUCGAAAGCGGAACUACGCCGUGGAGACGUACUGCUCUCGAUACAGGGCAAACGGGUGACGAACAUUAGCCAGGUGCCGAAAGUGAUAAAAACACUUAAUCGGCCAAUGUUUGUGCUGCGCAUCGAGCGAUUGGUGCCCGGACAGAUUAAAAACGAUGGCCUGUUAGAGGAUUAUGAAGCCGACUUUGAGGAGAUAGAUCCCAACUUAAACAUCACUUUUGUGAAGAACGUAGAAGCGGUGCAGAUCGGUAGCAGUAGCACGAGCGGAACGGUUCUGCGCGAGCGAAAGCUUGUGCGACGAAACUCCAAAGACAACAGUGGCGGUGAAUCGAGUCACUCGAAUACACCCGGCACAACGCCAGUAAAGAAAGUAGCCAUUGCCGGACGUGAUUCCAUUAUUCCAGGCAUGGAAUCGACACCUCGUGGAAGUUUUUCGGAACCGGCGACUGGUGGAAAGCCAAAAGCGAACGUUGACUGUUACCCACAGCACUCGUCUGUUGAUGCGGAAUUUAAUUCUUUCAUUCGGCUGGACGAUCCAUGCACGUUUCAGCUGAUGGAAAAGUAUUCCUACCUGAACCUGAGUGUGUUCGGUAAAAAUAACGAGGAAAACCGACUGCUUGGCUAUCUCAACAUACCGAUCAACAGUAUUCUGGUGGAGUGCAACGAAUCUCAUCUGGGACACCAUCUGAAAAAGUAUCCCUUGCUGCCACCGGAAGCGAUCGAUGUCUCAAAUCAUGCCCUUUCGAUGCAGUCAGGUUUUGAUCAAAACUAUUGCUACGGAGAUGUGCUGCUCUCGUUCGUGUGGAAUGGUAGUGCGCUUGCCUGUUCUACGGCGACACCGAGCAAAGUAAUCGGUGGGGAAAAUAAAAAGCAACGUCUCAUCACUAUCAGCCGAGGAUCAGCCGACAAGCUGGAUGAUGAUCGAACGGAUGGUUUCCUUGAGGUAAAGUCUCCUACACCUACCAGCACGCAGUUACCGCCUCAAGUACAGCCACAGCAGCAACACGAUUUCAUUCGGACGCACUUUCACCGUACCACGCAGUGCGAUUACUGUGGCAAGAAAAUCUGGCUCAAGGAUGCAGUUCAGUGCCGUGACUGUGCGAUGUGUUGCCACAAAAAGUGCAUCAACAAGUGUCAAAGUUCGACCGUAUGCACAGCCAACGAGAUGGCUGUAGCAGCCACAGUCGAACGGUCACCAUCUUCGUCAACAACGACAACGACAGCAAGCGGAGGACCAGUGGCGGUCACCACGCCAGCUUCACUACAGCCGGAAUUUAAAUUGACCGAACCCGAAUCACCCACGAUAGAGGUGGAAGAUUUCGUCGAUAUAGCCGAAGAGCAGCAGCAGAUCGUGUCGAAAUCGAAACUCGAAACCCAUCGCCAAAGCUUUAGCGAUUUGCUGGUGCAGGGUUUGAAGCGUGUCAAUUCGGCCAACAAUCUUUCGAUACCAACGAUGGGCGGAAUGAACCCGAGCAGCAAAAGUUUGCCACCGACACCGCAGCAUACGCCCCGCAAACAAUCGUUGGCGAACGUGAGUGCGAACCCGUUCCUGUUGGUAACGCAGCGGCUCGAAAGCUUGCCGGAGGACGUAAACGAGCUGAACAUGGAGCAGCUUGUCGAGCUGACGGCGCCUUUGAUCGAGUACGGCCCAUCCGACACGCUGAUGGCGCUGGCCAAGAGCAGCAGCAAAACGAUGUACGGCGACUGUGAGCCGGACGUGCGGACGGAGAAGAUUAACAAACUGCUUUCCAAACUGCACAUAGCACUGGACUACGAAACCAUCAACCAGUCCGUGCUAAACGCGACCAAGGAGAGUAAUAGUAGUAGUGGUAGUAGUGGCGCAGGUGCUAACCCUAACAGUAAAGAAAUCACCGAUGGCAAAGGAAAGUGUGCAGCGCAACAGCAACACGAUAGCACAAGAUCGGCCUUCCUGGCGGGCCAAUCCGAAGAGCGGGUGCAGGCGCUUAGCAUCAUAAUGCUGCAUCUGUGCUCUGGUCUGCAGUACGUCCAGGGUAAUCUCGGUCAAUGAGAAUAGCAUUUGCUUCGGCAGUACUCGCUGGGCUCGUCAAUGCUAGAAUCUACCACCGCUAGUGCUACCAGCAGGCUACCGAUGCACCGCCAACGCACACAGUACGAUACCGGUCCGGAGCAGGAGAUGGACAGGUCCGGUACGGGCAGUAGCACCGUUGGUAGUAACGGUGGUGGUAGAAAGAGUCCCUUCCGCUCGCGUCGCCUUUCCGUCUGCCGCAAGCGGGCGCUCGGUAUUUUCCAACGCUCCGCUAGUGUCAGCGCUUCGUCCAACGCCUCCAGCUAUCCUGCUGAAAGUGCUAACUAAACGUUUUGCUUUUACCUUUUACCGUCAAUACAAAUGCGCCUUCGUGUGGUACAGCUUUUCCAUCACACAUUUUGCCAAAUCACAUCACAUUCAUUCGCUUGCCUGGGAAUUCGAAUUGUACAACAGAUUUAGAUGUAACGUUUACACAGUCCAUGACAACGCUAGCGCUAAGGAGAAGCCAUGGAACGAAUUCUUCUGUCUCGAUGUGUAGAAGUAGAUGCAGUUUUUGAAAGAAUCAUUCUAUUUCCUAUGACCUGCUCUCUAGUGCUUAUCGAAUAUUAUUCCAAUCUUAACGCUUAACACCAACAAAAAUGCGUUUUUUUCUAUCAAAACCAAUACAAACAUCUAUGUGUAUAGGUUAGCAAUUUUUUCUGUUCAUACCGUUUUACAAAUUUUACUAAAAUACUGAUGGAACUACUAGAAAUGUCAAUCCAUUUAAAUGCUACCCUUGUGAGACUGCUAAACGUGUGACAAAAAACCCCCAAAAACUCCCGUUUUAAUCUAGCACUGGCAAACAAACACAAUCCUCCAGCAAAGGAAUUGAUUACUUACUGUUAACAAAUCAUCUCUUUGUCUACAACGUACCCGAACGUAUCUUCCGUAUAUGCGCAAAAUGUAAAAAAAAAACACACACACACACAAUCAACCCCUAAAGGCGAAACCUACCUUACACUGGCGACGUGGGAAGCUGAGUUGCUGCUGAAGCUGAAAACGGUGGUCACCAAAUCGGCCACCCAUCGGAAUCCUUUUUGGAGAAGGAAAUUGAAAUUGAAAUAAGGCUGUUGUUUCCUUUAGCGUCUAAGUUUAGCUUCGUAGAAUAAGACACCGUUUAAGGGCGUAGUUAAGAGCGUUAAGAAAAGGGAAAAUUCACGAAAGAGAGAAAGAGAGAGAGAGAGAGAGAGAGAGAGAGAGAGACGAGUUAGGUAAGAUGAAGGCAAGGAGAAAAUAUUCUUAUUUAAAACGCAUUUCGAUUUUGUAAUUGAACGUUUUUAGGUGAUAUUGAAUUAGCUUUAUGAAACCAACUACCGCGUUUGGUGCUUUCAUUUAAUUUACAUUUUAUUUAUUAAUUGUAAACCUUAUAAAGCUAUUUUGUUACCGUGAUAAAAGAAAAUCUUCUCCCUCGCUCCCAGUUACAAUGAAUUGUGAUGGUUGUGUUGAACUGCUUUUUGAAACGAUUCUUAAGCACAGUAUAGUUAAUCGUGUUUUUGUGCGUGUUGUGUAGCUGUGCUAAAAAGGGUGAAAAAAGAGAAACCAUACAAACAACAUUCUACCCAUUGUUUUGCACUUGAAAUGCCAAACCAGCAACAAAAUUAUACUGUAGUGUGUUGUAUAUUGUCUACUUUACACAUUUGCAAAAGGGGCGCGGCAAGCAAGCUAUAGAAGCUCGCAUAAAAUUAAUACAGAUUAUCAAUAUCAAUACACAAAAACCACACACAGUAAUUGACAAAAGAGAGUCGGAUUCGAUCAGGUCCGGCAGGUUCGCACCAGAGUCAAAAAUCAAAGUAAUUCCACAAGACUAAUCUUAUUGCAAAUAGUAUUCAAGCAUUCUUCUUUCUUCUUGCUGUGUGCUGCUUGUUUAGCGCGGCGCGACCGUACGAUUUGCAGUAACCUUAACUAAACGUACAUAUUCAGUAGCUUCUUUUUACAAAACAAACGAUUAACUUACAAUUGCACCACGAUAUUGAAAGCUCUCGUCUAUUGCGCCUAGUAUUAGCAAAAAACCGUACUGUAAGUGAUAAUGUAGAGAGAAACUAUAUACAUAUAAAGUAAUAAUAGUCCAACCAACCAAUUCCCGUCCGCUUGUGCGUGUUUUGCUCAUGCGGGUUGGUGGAAAUUUUCAUCACAUUUUUAAACAAAACUAUAAGGUAAAAGAAAAAAAACAAACAAACCCCUAGCAAUCGUUCGUGACACAAGGAAAUCAUCAUGGAGAACGGGGUGCGUUAGGUGUGCCCGUUACCAUUAGAGAAAUGUUACGAAUUCUGUUCCAUAAUUAUUCAAUGCUCUUAAUUGUUGACAGUUUGUUUUUACAGUUUUUAAAUAACCCAACACACAGACAACACACCGAAGAGAAUAAUAAUAUAGAGUACACUUUUAGCACUCUACUUACGAUGUAGGAAUAUAACGUACGCGUAAAUUAUGUUCAAUAUACCUAAUUCAUUCAUCCAGUGUGUGACUUUUCGGUGGUGAUAAUUCGGUUUCGGUUCCGUUUUUGUAUGUUUCGGUCGUAUGAAUGUUUUAAGCCAAUAACCGAACAUUCACUGGACAGUAAAAUAGCAAAAAAAAAAGGAAAAAAAUCACAAACACCUUCAUGCGUAUUAGGAAAAUUUGAAAAUAAAACUUAUACAAAGAUAAAA